GAUUACAGCUUGUGGGCGCAAUGCAUACUACUCUUCUCAAACAAGUCAGUCAAUUAAUGGUGUUAUCGCCGUACACGAUACGGUAGACCGGGCUUUGUUCAACAGAAACGUAAAGGGAGAGAUUGCUGCACACUACGUGCCGGCAAGCCAGUCUUCCUGCUAGAGGAGUCUGAAUUAAUCGAAUUAGUAUAUUCGAGUAAGGAAAGUGUAACGUUUUAAUGAGUGCAAUUGUGGCAACCGCUUGGCUCGUUCUGGUGGAAUUAAACGAAUAUAUUGUGUAGCCUUUAAGGUGAUUUUUGGUGAAAUUCUGUUUUCGUUCAGAAGAAAGCCCAGAUUGUCUGCCGCUACAUGAGCAGCUCGGACCAGGUGGCAGGGCAAUCGUCGUCCGCCACCGCGAUAUUAGAUGAUAAGCACAACUUUUCCGCCGGAGAUAAAAAAGCUGUUACGGGAGCCGAAACAAAAGCCGCCGCUGAGCAGCUAGAUGAGUUUACGGAUCCAUUCUGCAACGCUGAUAUUCCACAGAUAAUUACCUUCCAGGAUGUUACUUCGGCGGCCUUUAAAAUCAAAAACGGAAUCGAGUACACGCCUUGUCCGAAAUCCCAUUUGUCCGAGAUGGUCGAUAUGGAUAUAUAUCUGAAGAAGGAGUUCCUACAGUUCACCGGAAGCUUCAAAGAACGAGGGGCGCGAUAUGCAUUGGUCAUGCUUCCCAAAGAACAACGAAAGAAAGGAGUGAUAUCGGCUUCCCUGGGAAAUCACGCACAAGGCCUGUGCUAUCACUGCUGGAAGCUGGGAAUCCCAGUCACAGUGGUAAUGCCAUCAAAAGCCUCUCUGAUGAAGAUACAGAAGUGCCGUGACUAUCAUGCCAACGUAAUCGUGCAGGGCUCCGACAUGGGUGAGGCAAAAAAGAUUGCGUUGAAAAUGGCACACGAAACGGGCCAAACGUAUAUCAAUGGUUACGAUCAUCCCCACAUCAUGGCCGGCCAGGGCACAAUCGGUCUGGAAAUCGUCGAACAAGUAAGCAACAUUGAUGCCAUUGUGGUCCCAGUUGGAGGUGGUGGACUGAUUGCAGGAGUGGCAACUGCCAUCAAGAAUUUAAGCCCUCAAACCAAAAUCAUUGGAGUGGAAUCGGAAAAGUGCCCAAGUUUCACAAAGGCACUGGAAAACAAGGCCCCGGUGUACACCCCAAACAAGGAAACUCUAGCCGAUGGCCUGGCCGUUCCGCAAGUGGGCUACAAUGCAUUCGCCACAACGGUGCCCCUGCUGGACAAGAUGAUCGUUGUCAAAGAAGAGUGGAUUGCACUGGCUAUUUUGAGACUGGUCGAGCAGGAAAAAUGCGUCGUGGAGGGUGCCGGUGCAUCGGGCCUAGCAGCUAUACUUGCCGGUCAUUUGGACGAGUUCAAAGCGAAAAGGGUCGUCCUCCUGAUAUGCGGCGGUAACAUUGACACCACAAUUUUUGGUCGGUGCCUUGAGCGUGGCCUGGCGGCAGAUGGUCGGUUGCAGAGAUUCACGGUAACGGUCAGCGAUGGUCCGGGCGGUGUAUCGAAGCUGUGUAACUUAUUGGCCAAACUUGGUGUUUCCAUUAAGGAUAUAAUGCACGAACGUGCGUUCAUACGAGACAUCCACAGCGUUGAGGUUAAAGUUGUCUGCGAAACACGUGACUGGAUCCAUGCCCAGGAGAUGCGAAACGCACUGCAGGAAGCGUACGACAACGUUUACUUCUACGACCUUCCCAUGGCUAUCGGACAGGGAAGCUAGAAUACGGUAGUUUGAUGAUGGGCGGCUGGAUAAUCUAGUGUCAAAUAAGUAGAAGCUUAACACGAUUUAUUAUAUUUGCAGUGUAAAUUGUUCUCUUGAUUAAUUAAAAUAAUGAUGAGACAUGUA
This is a messenger RNA of Aedes albopictus (Asian tiger mosquito), 1881 nucleotides long. RefSeq names its product L-threonine ammonia-lyase. Bases 349 to 1755 code for a protein of 468 amino acids. NCBI's taxonomy places the organism in Eukaryota, Metazoa, Arthropoda, Insecta, Diptera, Culicidae. Gene Ontology annotation, biological process: L-serine catabolic process; L-threonine catabolic process. The transcript has 9 exons. Gene Ontology annotation, molecular function: L-serine ammonia-lyase activity; threonine deaminase activity. The record is from RefSeq and is a predicted model, not a curated record.